Messenger RNA from Gadus chalcogrammus (walleye pollock), 6508 nucleotides. RefSeq names its product von Willebrand factor D and EGF domains (gene vwde). Gene Ontology annotation, biological process: anatomical structure development. The transcript has 31 exons. The record is from RefSeq and is a predicted model, not a curated record. NCBI's taxonomy places the organism in Eukaryota, Metazoa, Chordata, Actinopteri, Gadiformes, Gadidae. The coding region runs from base 269 to 5311 and encodes 1680 amino acids. Gene Ontology annotation, molecular function: calcium ion binding; signaling receptor binding. Gene Ontology annotation, cellular component: extracellular region; cell surface.
UACCCCAGCCGGUGGUUUGACGGGGGACGCCGUGUGGCUGGAUGCCCCUCCUAACAGCGCGAUGCUGCUUCCGAGGCACACCGACCUCAUCUGCGGUAGUGCGUUGCUCGUCGACCCUCCGAUAAUAGCUUUGUUCCCAGAAGCGGGGAGCAUUAUUUAAGAUCAAGAUUUACAAUAUCUGAAAAAAGGGAAACUACAGACUCACCUCUGCAAGGAAAAGCGUGUUGUUGUUUUUUUAUACCACGCGGACUUGGAUUGCUGCAGGACGAUGGGACUUUUACUUUUCAAAGUGUUCCCUUUUGUUUUAUUAUUGUUCUCUAAAGAAAUGCAAUUUCAAACAGCUCUCCCCCCAGAGUGCUCCCCGGGGGGCCACGCCCUGCUCCGGAACCCGUACCGCAGCGUGGCUUUCCGCUCCGGGGGGCCGCAGCAGCCCCCCCUGCAGGAGCUGGUGUGCGACCACGCCCUGGAGCCCGGCUGGUACCAGCUCCUCAUCUUCGACAAGCCGGCCAGCAUGCCCACCCAGUGUGUGGAGGUGUACCACUGUGGUACCCAGGCCCCCGUGUGGCUGUCCCUGGGACCGGGCGAGGCCCUCCCGGGCCCCCUGGGGCUGGCCCAGCUGACGGCCUGCGCCACCUGGCCCCCCGGGCCCAGCGGGGGGGCCCCCGACUGCUGCCUGUACCGCCUGCCCGUCGCCGUGCGCAACUGCGGCUCGUUCUACGUCUACCUGCUGCAGCCCACUCAGGGCUGCAUGGGCUACUGCGCCCAGGAGACGGAGGCACUCUCCGCCCUGACGGCCCCGAGGCCGUGCGCUGCCGGCCAGGGGGGCCAGGAGGGAAGCUGUCCUGGGGGGGAGCUCACUGCCAGGCAACCCCCCCCGCCGCCCGGCGUGCCGGCGAUCUGGGCGGAGCUCUCCGGGAACGCCGUCUUCCUGCGCUGCAGCUUCCAGGACCGGAGCGCCAACGGCUCGGUGGGCUUCACGGUGUCCUGGCACCGGCGGUCCCCGCGGGACGGCCAGCCCCGGGAGGAGCUGAGGAUGGAGACCAGCCUGCACGCCUCCUCCUCCAUCGAGCUGGACGGCCUCAACCUCCGCCUGGGGGACACGAUCUACUGCUCCAGCUCCAGUUUCUUCCUUGAUUCCCCUGAUGUCCUGGGACCAGCAGUGGAAAGUCAGGAGUUUUUUGCAGGGAUCAGGCUGAGGCCGGCGGUGUCCAGCGUUCCAGAGGACGGGAGAGACUACGGUCUGUCUGUGGAGAGCACCGUCCCCCUGCCCUGUGCCCCCCAGCCCGGACCCUGUGGCCUGGUCCUGCAGCUCAGCGCGCAAACACAAGAGGCCAACGAGGUGUUGGGGCCCGACCUGGUGCUGUCCUCCUGUCUGGUGGAGCUGGGGGCCCAGGGGGGCCCUUGUAGGUCCGGGGUCUGCAGCCGCGCCCAGGUCACCUUCACCCCCAUCACAGACUUUGUCCGAGACGCCGGCCGCAGCACCCAGAUCUCCGUCCGGCCAAUCGACAGCAAGCACAGCUUCCUCUGGAGCGGAUACACACCCGAGCCUGUUCAGAUCACGGUGGAGGACGUGCCCUCAGCCUACUGCUACGUGGCCACCGACCCCCACGUCAUCACAUUUGAUGGCAGCCUCUACGACAACGACCAGAUCGGGACCUUCCUCCUCUACCGGAGCCUCCGGCGCCCCCUGGAGGUGCACGUGCGUCAGUGGGAGUGUGGCAGCGUGGUGCUGGCGGCGUCCUGCGUGUGCGGCGUCGUGGCGCGCGACGGCGGCGACGUCAUCGCGCUGGACAUGUGCGACGGCGAGAUGGGCGAGACCCAGCCGCGCCUGACGGUGAAGAACAGGCACCUGGGGAGGAGCGGCGUGCGCAUCACGCAGUCCUACCAGGGCCGCAAAGUCACGAUUACGUUCUCGUCGGGAGCGUUUGUGCGAGCGGACGUGUCCGACUGGGGGAUGAGUCUGACCGUGAGGGCGCCCGGUUCCGACCGGAACCACACGGCCGGACUGUGUGGUUCCUUCGACGGUCGCCCCGACAACGACCUCCACUCAGCGGGCGGAGACGUCACGCGGAACCUACACGCGUUCAUCUCUGAGUGGAGACUCCCCCCAGGCACCAGCCUGUUCGACACAGUGCCGUCCAAUCAGGACGCUCCGAAACCGACCGAGUACUGCACCUGUCAGCCAGAGCCCCGCCUCUCCCCCCCGUUCAGGACCCACUCCCGACCGACCGGCUCCUCCGAUUGCUCUCGCCACGGCAACGUGGAGCUCUCCAGUGUCAUCCCCGCGCUGGACGUCACGGCGGAGUACAUCCACUCCGUGGAGCUCCGCGUCGACGAGGAGGAGAACCGGCGAGGCACCCUGCCAGCAGGGGGUCUCCCCCCGCGGAACCGGGGGUCCGACCCCCUGGUGACCCCCCGUGACGGCGCCUCUACCCGACCCCGUUACCCAGGCAACCGGGGCCGGCGUCAGUCUCAACGGUCCCUCUCCGACCCGCCCCGCCAGGCCGACCUCGGAGGCCUCGCCUAUUUUUUCCCCGAGGACCACAAGCCGGCGCCGCCCCCGGACGCCUCCGGCCCGCCCCCGUCCCCGACCUGGCCCGCCCCCUCGGGGCUCACCCAGCGCCAGGCCCGGGCCAGCUGCCAGCGGGCGGUGGCCGGCUCCAGCCUGGCGCUGGGCUGCGGGGCCCUGCUCGGCGAGGCCUUCGUGGGCCGCGCCGUGGCCAUGUGCGUCAGCGACCUCCAGCUGAAGGACGACCCGGGGUGGCUGAACGCCACGCUGCCCCUGCUGGAGAACGAGUGCGAGCGCAGGCUGGUGGAGGAGCGGAGGAGCGAGGGGGAGCACCAGGAGGCGGUGGAGCUCCUGCGGUGCCCCGGGCGGUGCGGCGGGAACGGCCAGUGCUCCGACUGGGGCUGCCUCUGCUUCCCGGGGUUCGGCUCGUACGACUGCAGCUCUGUGUCUGACCAGAUCCCUGAGAUCGCGGAGCUGGAGGCGCAGGGUCUGUGUGACGUCCGGCGGGGGGGGUGCUCCGUGGUGCAGGUCGGCGGCGCGGGCUUCAAACGCUCCCGGCAGCUCAAGUGUGAGUUCGUCAAAGAAAAGGAGGGCGGGUGGGUGCUGGACGAACCGCGGUUUGUGCAGGCGACGUUCCUGGACGCCACCGCUCUGGAGUGCCGGCUCCCCCUGGAGGACAGCCAGGUCACUGCGGGCUCCAACCCAGAGAUGAGCCCAGACAGACCCCUGGCGCACUGGCAGGUCAAGGUGUCCAACGACGGCCACAGCUACAGCAACGCCAAGGUGCUGACGGUGUACGACGGAGGCUGUCAGCGCUGCAGCUCCACCGUCGAGGGGCGCUGUGUUCUGAAGGAGAAGACGUGCCACAUUGAGGGCCGGUGUUACGGCGAAGGAGACAUCCAUCCCAGCAGCCCCUGUCUGACGUGUCAGCCAGACUCCUCCGCACACACCUGGUCCACCGCAGGAGACAACCAGCCUCCGGUGGUCCAGCCCGUGCCCUCCGGGCUCCAGUCCUUCCAGGGGGAGCGCUUCCUGUACCAGCUCCGGGCCAGAGACCCAGAGGGCUCCUCUGUGGUCUUCACCCUGGCCUCGGGCCCAGGGGAGGCUGCCCUCUCCCCCUCCGGUCUGCUGUCCUGGGCGGCCGACCCCGGAGCGGACGCCACGGAGGGGCGGAGCUUCCGGGUGUCCGUAGUGGACGAGUGUGGCGCUGAGACCCAGGUGUCGGUCCAGGUGUUUGUGACCCCCUGCGACUGCGGGAACGGCGGCUCCUGUGUCUCCAGGAUGGAGGCCGUGGCGGGCAGCGGGGCGUACGUCUGCGUGUGUCCGGACGGCUUCGCGGGGGGGCGCUGUGAGGUCGACGUGGACGACUGUAAGCCCAACCCCUGCCGGCUGGGCCGAUGCAUCGACGGACCCAACGCCUUCUCCUGCGUCUGCCCGCCGGGGAUGACCGGCAACACCUGCAGGGAGGACGUGGACGAGUGUGUGUCCGCUCCGUGCUUCCCGGGGGCGAGCUGCCAGAACACGCCCGGGUCCUUCGGCUGCGGGGCGUGUCCUCACGGUUACCGCGGCGACGGGAGGAGCUGCGCACGUGACCCCGAGGCGGACUCGGACGGUACGGACCGGGCGAGAGCCCCCCAGGGCUGGGGCCGCACCGGGCCGCCCCCCCCAUGCCUGAGCAGGCCCUGCCACCCUGGGGUGCGGUGCUUCGAGACCGUCCACAGCGCAAACGGCUUUGCCUGCGGGCCCUGCCCCGCCGGGCUCCACGGGGACGGGUUCACCUGCAGCAGGAGCGGCUCCGCGGUGCAGGGCAGCACCGCUGGAAGAGGUCCCUCCAUCCACAGGAAGACAGCGGUCUCCCCUAGCAACCCCCACACAUCCAGGGAUGCUGUCUCCACAACCAACGGUCCUAAGAAUCAGCCCGCCGUGUGCGCGCGUCAGUGUGGAGCCAACAUGGAGUGUUCCGCCCCAAACACCUGCACCUGUAAGGAAGGAUACACCGGCUACAACUGUCGUAUCGCGGUCUGUCGUCCCGACUGUAAGAACCAGGGGAGGUGUGUGAGGCCCAACGUGUGCCUGUGUCCUGGGGGCCACAGCGGCCCCGCCUGUGAACACGCCGUCUGUGAGCCGGGCUGCCAGCACGGAGGCACCUGUCUGUCCAGGAACCGCUGCACCUGCCCGUACGGAUACCUGGGACCCCGCUGUGAAACGAUGGUGUGUAACAGGCACUGUGAAAACGGCGGCAGGUGCAUCUCUCCGGACGUCUGCCAGUGCAGAGCGGGCUGGUCCGGACCCACCUGUAACUCAGCGUCGUGUGACCCGGUGUGUCUGAACGGGGGGGCGUGCCUUAAACCCGGGGUCUGUGCCUGCCCCGGAGGGUUCUACGGGUCUCAGUGUCAGAUCGCUGUGUGCAGCCCCCCAUGUAAGAACGGAGGCCAGUGCAUGAGGAACGGCGUGUGUUCCUGUCCCGACGGCUACACCGGGAAGAGGUGUCAGAGGAGCGUGUGUGAGCCCGGGUGUAUGAACAAGGCGAAGUGUGUGGGAGCCAACACGUGUUCCUGUCCGUCGGGCUGGAGGGGCGAGCGCUGUCACAUGCCCCUGUGUCUGCAGAAGUGCAGGAACGGAGGGGAGUGUGUGGGACCCAACACCUGCCAGUGCCCCGAUGGCUGGGAGGGCCCCCAGUGUCAGACCGCCAUCUGUAAGGUGCGGUGUCUCAACGGGGGGCGCUGUGUGCUCCCGGACUUCUGCCACUGUCGGAGAGGAUACAAGGGGGUCAGCUGCGGGGUCAAGGCACCGUAUGCAUAACGCCAGCGAAUCGGCACAAGAAUGCACGAAUAAAGAGGCGCAGAAGGGAUCGUUUGGCGUGUGUGUUUGGUUUGUGAGUCUAUGUGUGCGUGUGCGUGUGCGUGUGUGGGUGUGUGUGUGUGUGCUUGCAUGUGGUUCUGCGAGCAUGUGUGACUGUGGUUGUGCCUGUAUGUGUCUGGCUGUGUGCACAGCUCAAAACAAAGGGACUUGAUGUAUUGCACUUGUCCUCUCCCCUGUUGGUCUGUUCUACCUCAUCGCCCCUGGUUACCCUUAUUUACCCUUCGAGCGUGGAAGGCGUCCCACCACAGCGGAGUGCAGAGUCAGCGGACUCACACGCGUCGUUAUCUUGAGUGUGAGAAAACAAAAUAGGGACUCGUUUUACUUGAGGAAUUGAGAGUGAUUUGUACGCUGGGUUUUUCUUCGUUUUGUGGUUCAACAUGUGUUUUCCUUGAGUUUAGCCUCAGUGAACUCUCCAUAAAUCAGUUGUCCGACGGCUGGGGCUUGAUGAGAAGCCCAGCUUGAGGUCUGCUGCCCUGCUUAACGCCGGCAGGAUGUACAUCAGCGUUUUCAGAGGGGCCUGCUCCUCUAACACAAACUGUUACCAGAGUGAACUGAGGUCCUGGACCCUUUACCAGCGUAGGACUACAGUGACCAGAGUGGUUCACUGAGGUCCUCGAGUCUUUACCAGGGUAGGACUACAGUUAUCAGAGUGGUUCUCUGAGGUACUGGAGUAUUUACCAGGGUAGGACUACAGUGACCAGAGUGGUUCACUGAGGUCCUGCAGUCUUUACCAUCGAGGACUACAGUGACCAGAGUGAACUGAGGUCCUGGAGUCUUUACCAGCGUAGGACUACAGUGACCAGUGGUUCUCUGAGGUACUGGAGUCUUUACCAGGGUAGGACUACAGUGACCAUAGUGGUUCACUGAGGUCCUGGAGUCUUUACCAGGGUAGGACUACAGUGACCAUAGUGGUUCACUGAGUUACUGGAGCCUUUACGAGGGUAGGGUUAGAGGAAACUCAAAUGAUGAUCAUGUUGUUUCGUGUGUUGAUAUGUUAAAGUACGAUAUCUAUAUUAUGUUAGAGGUUUUGCUAUGAACCAAUGAAAUGACGCAGACAUGAUGAUAAUGUCCCAUAACGAAUAAAAUAAAAUAAAAAAACGUUAUCACAAUUCUGUGUUUUCUUAAGUCCUUUAUUCA